This is a messenger RNA of Falco peregrinus (peregrine falcon), 5467 nucleotides long. RefSeq names its product transmembrane protein 181 (gene TMEM181). The record is from RefSeq and is a predicted model, not a curated record. The transcript is spliced from 17 exons. Gene Ontology annotation, molecular function: toxic substance binding. Lineage: Eukaryota; Metazoa; Chordata; Aves; Falconiformes; Falconidae. Bases 93 to 1649 code for a protein of 518 amino acids.
UGCGCCGCCCCCGCCCCGCGGCCGCGCAGCGCCGGGCGGGCUCUGGCGGGGCGCCAUGGCGGAGCGCGGGGCCUGAGGCGGCGCGGGGCGCCAUGGAGGCGGAUUUCGCCGCCUUCGGGAGCCCGCUGUGCGGCGAGGUCAAGCGCUUCUGCAGGCGGGUGCGGGAGACCUACCGGGAGAUCAAGGAAGACCUCACCCCCUACAAGGAUGACCGCUACUACCGGCUGGCACCGAUGCGAUUAUAUACACUGUCCAAACGGCAUUUUGUUCUGGUCUUCGUAGUAUUCUUUGUUUGUUUUGGUCUGACAGUCUUCAUAGGAAUAGCAGGUCCUAAUGUAAUUGAAACUUCUGUAGCAAGAACUGACUUAAAUAACAGCCUAAAGCUGAAGCCAUUUAAUUUAAGUUCACCACCACUGUCCACUUACAAUCAGCAGCUGUGGCUGACCUGCAUUGUUGAGCUGGAUCAGCAUGAGGGAUCCCUCAAAAAAAAUGUUACUAUGACAGUCAAAGUACUUGGAGUGGUGAAGGACGGAAGCACACCAUAUGUUAAUAAUCAGGUUCACAAUCGGACAAGAUUACUCAGUUGUGCACAAAAAUGCAGUGAAAUAAUUGUUGCUCACCUUGGCUACCUGAACUACACUCAGUAUAACGUAUUUGUUAGCUUUGAAGAUCUAAAUAAGUUGACAUACACCAUCCAGAAUAUUACUUUCACAUGGAAGACCUACAAUCCAACUUUUUCACAAGUGGAAAUAUGGUUCCGAUUUGUCUUUGUCGUUCUUACUUUUAUGGUCACGUGUCUGUUUGCACAUUCCCUGCGGAAAUUCUCUAUGAGAGACUGGGGUAUUGAACAGAAAUGGAUGUCCAUCCUCCUUCCCCUCCUGCUACUUUACAAUGAUCCAUUUUUCCCCCUUUCCUUUCUGGUGAACAGCUGGUUUCCUGGAAUGCUGGAUGAUCUAUUCCAGUCACUGUUCCUGUGUGCGUUGUUGCUGUUCUGGCUUUGCGUCUACCAUGGUAUAAGAGUACAGGGGGAAAGGAAGUGCUUAACUUUCUAUCUGCCCAAAUUCUUUAUUGUUGGACUAUUGUGGCUGGCCUCUGUUACAUUAGGAAUAUGGCAAACUGUUAAUGAAGUACAUGAUCCUACAUAUCAAUACAGGGUUGACACGGGUAAUUUCCAGGGAAUGAAAAUCUUCUUCCUUGUGGUGGCAGCUGCAUAUAUUCUCUACCUUUUGUUCCUGAUAGUGAGGGCAUGCUCAGAACUUCGCAACAUGCCUUAUGUGGAUCUCAGGUUAAAAUUCUUGACUGCAUUAACCUUUGUUGUACUUGUCAUUAGCAUUGUUAUACUCUAUCUACGCUUUGGAGCACAGGUUCUACAGGACAACUUUGUUGCUGAGCUGUCGACUCAUUAUCAGAAUUCAGCAGAAUUCUUAUCAUUUUAUGGUUUAUUGAACUUUUAUCUCUACACAUUAGCCUUCGUGUACUCCCCCUCAAAGAACGCACUUUAUGAAUCACAGUUGAAAGACAAUCCUGCUUUUUCUAUGCUGAAUGAUUCAGAUGAUGAUGUGAUUUAUGGGAGUGACUAUGAAGAAAUGCCACUUCAGAACGGUCAGGCUAUUAGGGCCAAGUAUAAAGAGGAAUCGGACAGUGAUUGAGUGAUUUUGACGUAGACAGACUUGUUCAGCUGGAAUUAAACCAAUUUAAGUUUUCUUAGAUGGACAACUUCCUUGGCUUCCUUACAGUCUGCUGUCAUCUGAACACCGGCUCCCAGGAAGGAAAUCCUGCUUCUGUUUUUGUUUACAAAGCUAAAACUGAAAAAAAGGAUGCUUGAAAAGGUUGUGGUGAAAACUUAAGAAACCAGAAUUUUUACACAUCUUAUAAAAUGCCUGAUAGCAGGAUGUUUGUGGACUAAAAUCUUUAAGUCUAUUUCCAUUUUAGAAGUGUCACAUUAUAUGCUGAUUUUAAAAUUGCUUCCUUGCUGCAGCUUGGUUUUUUGGUUUUGUUUUUGGGGGUUUUUUGAGGAUUCUGUACAGCAUACUGUCAUUCAUCUGUUCUAUUUGUGUUAGCUCCUUUGCAUAUUGUCCACUGCUGUAUGAAGUGCCUCAUUUCCUUUUCAUUUUUCUACCUUAGCCUGUUGAGCUGGAGGCAGGGGAGGCAGGGAAUGAAGUGUUUUAGUGUUUUGUUUUUUGUUUUUUUUUUAAAAUGUGAGUAAACAUGAGCUUUCCAUUCUUCCUUUGAAGAAGCGAUAUAGUCUUAAAACAUUUUCUAAAUGAACGUUACCAGAUUCAUAGGUGCGAGAUACAUACAAAUAGUCAAUUUCUAGUGAGCCAAAAUAGCCUCAGUGGUGCAAAAUCAUUUGUAUAAUAUGUUUCUUAACAGGCUUUACUGCCACAACAAAAGUGUUCAUUUCAGUUUUUGGUUUGUUUUUUUAAGCAGCCCUUUCAAAUGGUAAUAUUCAGACAGCAACAAAUCUCAGAAGGAAGCCAGUACUCUCUUCUCCGGGUUUUUUAUAUGCUGGAUGAUAUUGUUGCAUUUACAGAUAAUAUAGUAUGAAAGUUUCAUAGUGAAUUACAAUUUCAAAUUUUCAAACAUUUAAUUUUUAGGGGCUUUUCUACAUCAGAAUUUUUCCUUAAGUUGAAUUAAUAGAUAGUUAAUCUACACCCUAGGAACAAUUUGUGGUUGCUUAUGUGUUGAACAUGCAUGAGAGAGCUUUUGAGAUGUUCCGUGCAUAGUUCAACUUCUUUGUCAUACCAGUCACCUCCUGCAUUGAUCAGAACUUACUAGCACAUUUUGUGAUUAUCUGUGUUCCAGCCUGUGCUGGAACAAAGUUAUACGGGAAUUAAGUAUUCCUAGUACAAUGCUGCUGCUUCUCUGUUUCAAAGUUGGUUUCGCCUACACCAUCAUUCAGUUCUUUAUUUAAGUGGAUACUGUUUGUUUCUAAUUACUUUUGUUUUCAGGUACUUGACCUGUUUGAAAGUAUCUUUUUUUCAAUGGAUUUGUAACUGUGAUUUACUCUUGUAAAAUUUCUCUGCCCUGCUGCUGUAGAAGACUCUCAAAAGCACUGUUAACGUAUUAGGCAGAAAAAAUGGUGCUGGCUUACACCAGGGAAUUGUGCUCAUCACUGAAGUAGUUUAAGCAGAAGAGUGCUAUGAAGUCCUACUAGACUUGCUGAAUUGUGCUGGGGAGAAAGUAAGACUUGUUCUGCUUUGAUGCAAUAACUGUUCUGGACCAUUCCCAUUGCAGUGACCUCCUGGUAGCUGUUCAAGAUCGUGAAGGGGAGACCUCACAGGAUUAGCAGUUUUCUUAGAGAGGACCAAAGGAACUACUUCAUGUGGUUGAAUGUGGUCAUAGAAUAGUUUAGAUUAAAUCAGCGCUCUGUUAAAGACCAAGUGUGGUAAGAUGCUGCGUGUGUGUGUGUGAGAGAGAAAAUUUUCUAAAAUUAUGUAGAGCUGUGAAAUUUUUUGAGGGUAUUUGAAAUUAAAAACUUUCUGUACCAGGGAUCAUUUAUUUGUGAGAAGCCAAAGCACUUUUGUAUGACUAAAGCAAGGAAACUGCUGGAGCGGGAGGAGGGGGAGGUUUUUCCCCUUCAUUUCUUGAUUAAUUGGUUUCGGUUUAGAAAAGCAUAUAGGAAAACAUGAAAGAAGUAUUUCAAGUUAGUGUUUUUUUCUUUCCAGUGAACUGCAGUAAGCUGUACCUUCAGCACCUUCAUUUUAGAUAUUUUUUUUAACAAAUAUGGGAGAUGAUCUUUGUAUCCUACAAGUGGAGAGCCCAUUCUCACUAUUCUGAAGUGACUCUCUUGAGGCUUUUUGAAUUUGCUGAAUCAAACUUGGGAGCCAACUAGGCAUCCUUUGCAUACCCCAAUCCUUUUGACUUCCAUUGGAGCAACAGUGGGUACAGGAAUUAGGUCUUCAAAAAUUGUUAUUUACAUGGUCCUUACAUAUUCAGAUCUCUUUUGGCUCUGAUAUCAUUUAAUUCUGUUCUGAAGAGAGAAAAUCUUUGAUUUGACCAAUGUGCGAUGUAUACUAAUAUUUAUCACAGCCUGAACUGGUUGUUACAGUUAACCCUGAAAUACAGUAUCAUGCUUUGGGAUUUUAUUAACUAAAGGAAAUAUUUUUAAUCUAACUUUGAGAUAAUGAUUUUUUUUGUCUAAACUGUUCUCAGCCCAUUUCACUUGCCAUUUUGUUUCCAUUAACUUACCUACAUCACUACAUUCAGAGUGGAAACAAGAAAGCUGAGAAUGGGAAAUGUAUACUUUAAGUGUCUCACUAUGGAAAUAGUGAGAAAAUACAUUUCCUUGUUAAUUUUUAGAGAAUAUAUUUUAGGAAAUGUUUGCCAUGCAUAAGAGCUUUGUAUUUCAGAAGUGCUAGAGUGUAACGGUAAGCUUGGUUGAAAUAUUAUUACAUCAAAUUCAAUAUACAGUAAAAAGGCAAAAGCAGUGAAGCAGAAACAGUUUUGCUAGCAAGAAAUCUCAAUUUCACUCUUAUUUCCACAGCUGGUAAGCAGAGACAGUAUCUGAGCAAUAUCACAAUAUGGAUUGUAAACAGCUUGGGAGUAGGUGGCAUGAAUUCACCUAUAAGUAUUGUAACCUAAGGGUGAAACAGAAGAUAUCUUGGCAAGAAGCUAGCCUCACUUUCCUUUCCUUACUGCUAAAGUAAUUGUUUCCAUCACUAGUGGAACUGUAUAACAAGAAAUAUACGAAAGGCUCCCAAAGCAGCAUACAAUGUUCCUGCUCUAAAGGAGAUGCCCUCCAUCUAUUAAAUAACUGCAAGGUUUCCAUGUACACAAUGAUCAAGAGUGACUUUCAAUGAAACCAAUAAUCAUUCAGCAUGAGCCAUUCACAGCAACCACUUUCUGUAGUAGUUGCUUUGAAAAUAGAGUUGGUGUUGGAUUUGGUUGGAAGCUUUCCUAGGACUGGCAAACAAAAGGAAGCAUAAGGCUUAACACCAGUAAAGAAGAGCUAGCGCGGCAGACCCCUGGCACUAACACUGGGGGAAAUGGGAGGACAGUUCCAGCUAGGAAAGACUUUGGUCUGUUGUCUUUCUCUGAGCCAAAAGACAACUUUGUAUCCAUAGUCACCUAAUUUUUGCCCCGUUUCCUUUUGCUUAUGCCAGUAAUAACCUUUGCAUUACUGUAACACUUUUUUUAGAAGUUUGUAAAUAUGUAAAAUGAAAACAUGGAAAAAAUUGUGUACCAAAAUGGUAUAAAAAUGUGUAAGAUAAAUGCUCUGUUUAAUGAGAAGCUGUAAUUAAAUGCUGCUUUGAGACAGUGUGUGUGAGGACAUGUUAAAUAUUCUACGUAUCUAUACAUUGUUAAUGACAGCAAAUUUACCCAUUUAUGUCUGAAAACUUCAUGCUAAUAUGGAAUAUGAAGGAAAAACUAAUACUUCAAGUGAAAACUGGGUAUUGAGUUUCUUGGAAGACUUCAUGUGCAUAAUCAUUGUUAAAUAUGUUCAUAAUAAAGUUUUGUAUCUUUA